CGCCUUUUUAUUGUUUAGCGGUCAAUAGUGAUUACUUAUUUAUUAGUUAUUUACUUAUUAGCUGGUUAAAUAGUAAUAAGUUAAAUGGUGGAAAUGGUCGAUCGCUGAGUACUGAAUACUGAAUUCUGGGAUCAGCUUGUUGCGUUGCCGCGUUGGCAUAAAUACAUGCUACGUUAAGAUUCUGAAUACGAUUUUAUUACGACGGAACAGAAAUUCAAAGGUCGAUUCCGCUCCGCCUGGGAAGCAAACUGUUAACUUGACGACUUUAAUAUCCUGUUCAGGGAUGGAGGACUCACGAGAAUCGACCUUAAACAAAAAGGACGUGAUUGAUGGUACAAGUUCAUCAAAUUACUUGGGCUGUAAAGACCUAGGUGUUUAUAGUUUGGAAAACUCCAGAGGCUCCAAACGCAGUCGUUACUUGUAUCCUGAUACCAAGAUAUGGCCUAUGGGGUAUGGCUUGAAUACUUAUGUGUAUAAACGUAAGCAAAAAAAGUGUCUAAUGAAUAAUGACAAUUUUGAUACAUUACCAGAAGAAAUAGUAUUAAAGAUAUUUAAAAUGAUGGACAAGCGUACUUUACUAAAGUGUGCACUUGUAUGCCAUCAAUGGCGACGUAUUGCAUAUGAUGAAUCUUUAUGGCAACAUUUAAACAUACCGUCUCGUCGUAUGAGUGUGGAGACUUUAGAUAAUAUUCUUGCCCGUAAUAUCAAAUACUUUUCUGCUUCUCAUUCAAAUUUUUAUAUUUUUGCAAACCAGUGUUUAUGUAAAACACCAUUUCCCAAGUUGCAGUACUUAGAUUUGAGUUCUGUAUUCAUGCAUUAUAAUACGCUACGUUCAUUAUUAAGGCAAUGUUCUAAUUUGAUAAAACUGAGUUUGGAAAACUGUACUGUAGAUUCCUUAUGUUGCCAGUACAUUGGAUACAAUACCAAUUUAAAAGUACUUAACUUAGCUUCAACAGUUGGUCUUGACCGCAAUGGCUUGGAACACAUAGUGUCUCUCCAAAAUUUGGAAGAAUUGAAUGUGUCUUGGGCUAAAUUGGAAGAUGACAAUUUACAUUAUCUGGUGGCCAAUAUGAUCCCAAAUAUAAAAUGCCUUAAUAUUAGUGGAUUUUUGAAACAGUUAGCAGAUUUUGAUUUGUCAAGGUUGAGUAGCCGUUGUACAAAACUAAUUGAAUUGGAUAUUAGUGAUAGCCUUGCUAUUACUGCAAGUAGUUUGGACAAAAUAUUGGAGAAAAACCAUGAAUUAAAAGUGUUGUCCAUUAAUCGCUGUUACAAUAUUGAUACUCCUAGACUGUUAAAUCUAACGGAGCUUUCGAGAAGGAAAAGAAAUUCUAUUAUGAGUUUGAAGGAGGUGAAUUUUAUUGGCAUAACACCCACUCGAAUAUUGGAGGAUAUAGCUAAUAUGCUAAAUAACCCAGAUAUGGUUUUGAAAAUAAAUGGUAGCAAGUUUUCUGGUAUUGGCCGUCCAAAACUGGCUCAGAAUAAACAUACCAUUUGGGAAAUUCCUGCUUUCAUAGACUGCUAAUACUUUACUUUAUAGGUAUGACUAAUGUUCCAUUGCCAAUAUACUGUGAUUUAAGUUAUAGACCAUUAGAAUAGAGUUUUAUGAA
This is a messenger RNA of Acyrthosiphon pisum (pea aphid), 1607 nucleotides long. Its product is annotated as S-phase kinase-associated protein 2. Lineage: Eukaryota; Metazoa; Arthropoda; Insecta; Hemiptera; Aphididae. The record is from RefSeq and is a predicted model, not a curated record. Gene Ontology annotation, molecular function: protein binding. Gene Ontology annotation, biological process: SCF-dependent proteasomal ubiquitin-dependent protein catabolic process. Bases 284 to 1522 code for a protein of 412 amino acids. The transcript is spliced from 9 exons. Gene Ontology annotation, cellular component: SCF ubiquitin ligase complex.